CAUAACAUCUCUUGUAUUUAUACUUCUUAGAUUGAUUUUGAUCUAUCAUUAUUGUUUCUUACAAGUGUGUAAAUGGCACUAGUUAGGGAGAGAAGGCACCAACAGGGACUCCGGUUAUCGCUACCACCAUUGCCGGCAGCCGAUUUCCUGCAACAGUCUCAUUACACGGCAUUGUUAUCUGCCAUUGGUCCAACAUCUCCAGACAUCGAAAGCCUCUCUGACCUUGAAAGGCUCUCGGUUAUCGGCCAUGGCAAUGGUGGCACUGUUUACAAAGUCCGGAACCGUAAAAGCUCAUCUGUUUACGCGUUGAAAGUACUUCGUUUUGAUCAAAACACCGCCAUAAGACAUCAAGCGGCAUGCGAAGCUGAAAUCUUGAAAAGGGUUGAUUCGCAAUUUGUUGUGAAAUGCUUCGCGGUGUUCGAUACUAUUGGAGGAGAGCUUUGUUUCGUUAUGGAACAUAUGGAAAGAGGAUCGUUAUACGACGAACUUCGGGUGAGGGCAAAUUUGCCUGAAGAUGUAAUUUCGGGGAUAGCCCGAAGUGUCUUGCGAGGGUUACAAUACCUACACGGAAUGCAAAUCGUGCAUGGUGAUAUAAAACCAUCGAACCUAUUGAUAAAUGGGAAAGGAGAAGUGAAGAUCGCAGAUUUUGGAGUGAGUAAGAUUGUCGUAGGCACACGAAACGCCUACGAUACGUUCAUGGGAACAUGCGCUUACAUGAGCCCUGAAAGGGUCGAUCCUGAGAGGUGGAAUGGGGGUAAUGCUGAUGGUUUCGUUGGCGAUAUUUGGUCGCUAGGUGUGGUGGUGUUGGAAUGUUGUGUCGGUCGUUAUCCGUUAAUCGCUUUCGGAGAAAAACCCGACUGGGCAGCAUUGAUGUGCGCUAUAUGCUUCGGAGAAAGGCCGCAGAUGCCAGAAACGGUUUCACCAUAUUUUAGGAGCUUUGUGAGAAGGUGUUUGGAGAAAGAUUGGAGAAACAGAGGGACAGUGGAUGAGCUUCUUCAUCACCCUUUUGUGAAUGGCACUUUUGAAUUGCGAUGAAGGAUUCAUCAAUUUUGAGGGCGUUUUUUUUUUUUUGUAGUUUGAGGGUUUCUCCAAUCGUUUGAUCAGAGGCUUAUUUUGGGGGUUUUCAAAUUAACAAGUUUUUCAAUUUGCAUCGAAAAUUAAGAGCACUAAUUUGCAUUUGUGACUGCAAAUCUAAACCCUGUAUUUAACUUUUUUACUUGGAGAAAUAAAUUACACCUAAAUAGGUUUUAGUUGAGCACUAACAAAGAA
This is a messenger RNA of Gossypium arboreum, 1269 nucleotides long. RefSeq names its product mitogen-activated protein kinase kinase 10-like. Lineage: Eukaryota; Viridiplantae; Streptophyta; Magnoliopsida; Malvales; Malvaceae. Gene Ontology annotation, molecular function: protein serine/threonine kinase activity; ATP binding. The coding region runs from base 73 to 1035 and encodes 320 amino acids. The transcript has a single exon. The record is from RefSeq and is a predicted model, not a curated record. Gene Ontology annotation, cellular component: cytoplasm. Gene Ontology annotation, biological process: protein phosphorylation.